AUGAGUACGACCCAAGGCGCUCCCGGUGGUCAUUCUGCUUCUGGUUACGGUGGGCGCAGCAGCUACCCACCUCCCCCCCGUUCGUUCGAAGAUCGCGCCGUCGCCAAAGAACAAAUGAUGCAAGCCGUGCGCGAGUCGUCCCAGCAAGACCGUCGCGUCUAUGUGGGCAACCUCUCCUACGAUGUCAAGUGGCAUCAUCUGAAAGACUUUAUGAGACAGGCUGGAGAAGUCAUCUUUGCCGAUGUCUUACUGCUUCCCAAUGGAAUGUCGAAGGUGGGCGCCAAUGCGAUUGUGGAAUACGCAACCAGGGAACAAGCGCAAAAUGCGGUAAACACCCUCAGCAACCAGAACUUGAUGGGAAGACUCGUCUACGUCCGUGAGGACCGUGAGCCCGAGCCUCGUUUCACGGGAGGUCCCUCUCGUGGUGACUUCGGAGGUGGUGGUCGCGGCGGCUUCGGUGGCGGCUUCGGUGGCCCUGCCGGCGGCGGCGCUGGUGGCCGUCAGCUUUAUGUUUCGAAUCUUCCGUUUAAUGUUGGCUGGCAAGAUUUGAAGGAUCUUUUCCGCCAAGCUGCUCAGCAGGGUGCUGUGAUCCGUGCCGAUGUUCACACCGAUGCCACCGGCCGUCCCAAGGGCUCUGGUAUCGUCGCCUUCGAGUCCCCUGAGGAUGCCCGGAAUGCCAUUCAGCAGUUCAACGGAUACGACUGGCAAGGACGCCAGCUGGAGGUUCGUGAGGAUCGCUUCGCUGGUGCUGGACCUGGGUUCGGUGGCCGUGGUGGCUUCGGAGGUCGCGGUGGCUUUGGUGGUGGUUUCGGUGGCCGCGGUGGCUUUGGUGGCCGUGGCGGCUUUGGCGGAGGCUUCCGUGGUGGUUAUGGCGGAGCUCCUGGCGGUUUCGGUGGUGCUCCUGGUGGUUUCGAGGGUGUGCCCUCUGGACCCCCUAACCCGUUCACCGAUUUCGCUACCUCCGGCGGCGACAAGAGCGCUGUCAUCUACGUGCGCAACCUGCCCUGGUCGACUUGCAACGAGGAUCUGGUGGAUUUGUUCUCGACUAUCGGCAAGGUUGAUCGCGCGGAGAUCCAGUACGAGCCCAAUGGUCGCUCCCGCGGCACCGGUGUGGUUCAGUUUGAUAGUACGGAAACUGCGGAGACUGCUAUCGCCAAGUUCACCGGCUACCAGUACGGCGGUCGUCCCUUGGGCAUUACGUUCGUCAAGUACAUGAACGCCGGCCCAGGGCCCGGUGAUGUUGCGAUGGACGGCACUGAGCCGACUGCUCCGAUCACGCAGGAUCAGAUCAUGUAA
Messenger RNA from Aspergillus vadensis CBS 113365, 1296 nucleotides. Its product is annotated as RNP domain protein. Gene Ontology annotation, molecular function: mRNA binding. The transcript is spliced from 7 exons. Lineage: Eukaryota; Fungi; Ascomycota; Eurotiomycetes; Eurotiales; Aspergillaceae. Gene Ontology annotation, cellular component: nucleus; cytoplasm. The record is from RefSeq and is a predicted model, not a curated record. The coding region runs from base 1 to 1296 and encodes 431 amino acids.